Vicia villosa (hairy vetch) is the source of this 1227-nucleotide messenger RNA. RefSeq lists its product as uncharacterized. The transcript is spliced from 3 exons. Gene Ontology annotation, biological process: DNA repair. Lineage: Eukaryota; Viridiplantae; Streptophyta; Magnoliopsida; Fabales; Fabaceae. Bases 1 to 1227 code for a protein of 408 amino acids. Gene Ontology annotation, molecular function: DNA binding; endonuclease activity. The record is from RefSeq and is a predicted model, not a curated record.
AUGGUGGGAUCUUUGAAUAUAAGAGGGGGUGGUAGUAGAAUCAAAAGAAGGGGGGUUAGUCAUAUUAUCAAAAAAGGGAAGGCAGACAUUUUCCUUAUUCAAGAAACAAAAUUACCUUUGGUGUCUCAUUCCGUUGCUAAGAGUUUUUGGGGGUCAGAGGGGUUUGAUUUCUCGUUAUCUAGCUCCGAAGGCAUGUUGGGAGGUUUGUUGAUUAUUUGGAAAUCUUUUGGUAUGGAGGUGCUUUGUAGCUUUAAAGUUUUUAAGAGAGAGUUGUGGAGGAAUUUAUUGAGAUUGAAAUCUUCUCUUACAGAUGGAGAUUGGUUGAUUGGCGGAGAUUUUAAUGCAGUGAAGGAUCGAGAAGAGAGAGUUAGUAGAACGAUUUCUAGUAACAAUAUAGAAAAUUGGGAGUUCUCUAAGUUUAUAGACGAUAGUAUGCUUGUUGACGUUCCUUUGAAAGGGAAUAAUUCUCUUGGUUUGUUGGAAAUGGGAAGAGAUAUUUUGGAUCAUUGUCCAAUUUGGUUGGUUUUGGAUCGGGAUAAUUCGGGACCGAAACCUUUCAAAUGCAACAAUGAGUGGUUUUCUAACAAGGAUUUUAUUCCUUUUGUUGAAAAGGAAUGGAAAGCUAUUCAAGUUUAUGGCCGUGGUGAUUUUAUCCUCGAGGAGAAAUUUCGUAUUAUUAAAGAGAGACUUAGAUGGUGGAAUAGCUCGGUUUUUGGUAAACUUGAUCUUGAGAUAGAAGAAAGUGUAAGAGUGAUGAAUAUUGAGGUUCAUGAAGAAGAUGGAGGGCUUGAGGAGUUGACUUCUUAUAAGAUGGCUUGUGGUAAUUUUUGGUUGAAUCUCAAAAUAAAGGAGAACAUGCUCAUUCAAAAAUCGAGGAUUAAAUGGAUUAACGAUGGAGGUUCCAAUAAUAGAUACUUCCAUAGCAUUAUGAAGGAGAGGAGGAGGAGGAAUCACAUAGGUCCGCUUAACUCGGAUAGAGGUGUCUUGGUUUCGGUAGAGGAUGUGAAGGAGGAGGUCCGAAACUUUUUUGGUUUGAAAUUUGACGAAUCAGAGGUUUCUAGAUCGGUGUUGGAUGGAGUUUUGUUUGAUAAGUUGGGAUCGAUUGAGAGAUCUUCUCUUGAGGCUCCUUUUUCAGAGGAAGAAAUAAAGGAGGCGGUGUGGAGUUGUGAUGGAUUGAAGAGUCCGGGCCCGGAUGGUUUCUCUUUUCAUUUUAUUAAGAAUUGUUAG